Messenger RNA from Pipistrellus kuhlii (Kuhl's pipistrelle), 1476 nucleotides. It is a transcript of the gene TENT5C, whose product is annotated as terminal nucleotidyltransferase 5C. The transcript is spliced from 2 exons. Gene Ontology annotation, molecular function: poly(A) RNA polymerase activity; RNA binding. The coding region runs from base 180 to 1355 and encodes 391 amino acids. Gene Ontology annotation, biological process: mRNA stabilization. Lineage: Eukaryota; Metazoa; Chordata; Mammalia; Chiroptera; Vespertilionidae. The record is from RefSeq and is a predicted model, not a curated record.
GCGUGGUCAGGCCGGAUAAGAGCGAAGGGGGCGGCGGCCGGGAGGCUCACUCGGCGCCGCUGCCUGGGGGCCCUGGUGACCGCUGCGCCGCUCCUGCUGGGGAGCUGCCCGCGCCGAGGACCCGCGUCUGUCGUCUCCUCUCCCGUCGCUCAGUUUCCCCGGCAAGAACGUCCCCCACGAUGGCCGAGGAGAGCAGCAGCCGCGGGGACAGCGCGUCCUGCAGCGUGCUCAGCUGGGACCAGGUGAGCCGGCUGCACGAGGUCCUGAACGAGGUGGUGCCCGUGCACGGGCGAGGCAACUUCCCGACCUUGGAGAUCACCCUGAAGGACAUCGUCCAGACCGUGCGCGGCCGCCUGGAGGAGGCGGGCAUCCAAGUGCAGGACGUCCGCCUGAACGGCUCGGCCGCCGGCCACGUCCUGGUCAAAGACAACGGCCUGGGCUGCAAAGACCUGGACCUCAUCUUCCACGUGCCUCUGCCCACGGAGGUCGAGUUCCACCUGGUCCGGGACGUGGUCCUGUGCUCCCUCCUGAACUUCCUGCCCGAGGGCGUGAACAAGCUCAAGAUCAGCCCGGUCACCCUGAAGGAGGCCUACGUGCAGAAGCUGGUGAAGGUGUGCACGGACACCGACCGCUGGAGCCUCAUCUCCCUCUCCAACAAGAACGGCAGGAACGUGGAGCUCAAGUUCGUCGACUCCAUCCGGCGCCAGUUCGAGUUCAGCGUGGACUCCUUCCAGAUCAUCCUGGACUCCCUGCUGGUCUUCUACGACCGCUCCGGCCAGCCCAUCUCCGAGCACCUGCACCCCACGGUGAUCGGGGAGAGCAUGUACGGGGACUUCGAGGAAGCCCUGGACCACCUGCAGAACCGGCUGAUCGCCACCAAGAACCCCGAGGAGAUCCGGGGCGGGGGCCUGCUCAAGUACAGCAACCUCCUCGUGCGGGACUUCCGGCCCACCGACCAGGAGGAGAUCAAGACGCUGGAGCGCUACAUGUGCUCCAGGUUCUUCAUCGACUUCCCGGACAUCCUGGAGCAGCAGCGGAAGCUGGAGACCUACCUGCAGAACCACUUCGCCGAGGAGGAGAGGAGCAAGUACGACUACCUCAUGAUCCUGCGCAGGGUCGUGAAUGAGAGCACCGUGUGCCUCAUGGGGCACGAGCGCAGGCAGACCCUGAACCUCAUCUCCCUCCUGGCCCUGCGCGUGCUGGCCGAGCAGAACAUCAUCCCCAGCGCCACCAACGUCACCUGCUACUACCAGCCGGCCCCCUACGUCAGCGACGGCAACUUCAACAACUACUACGUGGCCCAGCCUCCCGUGACCUACAGCCAGCCCUACCCGACCUGGCUGCCCUGUAACUAACCUUGAGACCUGAGGGUUUUCUCAGCGGGAACGCCCCAGAGGGCUCUAAGCAAGGGCUCUCAGCUAGGGGAGCCUCCUUCUAGAUGUAGGUGUUUGGCUUUUAAAGGGGAACUCAGCUCUG